AGUUCGGUUCAAUAUUGUUCAUAAAAGUGGUGCGCUUGCGGCUCGUGCUUGUUCAACUUCUUUUUUGUAAAUCAAAAGUAGAGAUAAUUUACGAGAAGUAAAGUAACGCGCGAAAAUUAUUGUUUACAGACGAAAAUGUAAAUAGUUUUUUGGAAAAAGUGAAGAAGAUAAAAAAGAAGACUAACGGAAUACAGUGGAAUAAAGGAAAAACAAUAUACAUAUACUAUACACAUAGGCACGAUUCUAUGGCUUCAAUGUUUCAAUGAAAUAUUUUUCUAAAUUUUCUGGCACAUUUUAAGCCAUAUUUCGUUUAAAUAUUCGUUAAACGCCCGCUACAGAGGCAUACACUGGACAAUUGAAUUCGACUCGAAUCAAUAUUUCAAAGUGGUUGAAAUAAAUAGAAAACAAAAUAUGCAAUUUAAAUGUGAAUUGACAACAAUAGUUUUCAUUGUAAAUUGGCUAUUCGUUGCGGUCAGUCAUGGCAAGUCGAUCGAUCGUUGUGAAUUUGUCCAUGAAUUGAAACAUUUUAAUCCACAAAUCGAUUAUCAUGAACUUAAUGCCUGGACAUGUAUCGCCCAGUAUCAAUCGAAUUUUAACACAUCGUCGAAAAAUACGGACGCAUCAGGUGCCACUUAUCAUGGAAUCUUUCAAAUUAGUGAUGUUUACUGGUGUUCAAACAACUGGCAAUUGGAACGAUCGUGUAAAAUUCGAUGUGAUCAAUUGCAUGAUGUAUUCUUAAAAGAUGACUUCGAUUGUGUUAAACGAAUCUAUGCCGAACAUUUACGGAUUCACGGAAAUGGCUUCACCGCUUGGCCCAUUUAUCAACAAUACUGUUCGGAUGGACGUGAUGUUAUCAAGGAUUGUACAAUGGAGAAAAAACCAAACAGUGGUAAAUCAUUUCAACAAAAGGAUAAAGCAAAAGCGAUCGCAGAGAAGAAAGCUCAUAAAAUAUAUGAACGAUGUGAAUUGGCACGUGAAUUACAUUUUAUACACAAUCUACCGUUUGAUCAAAUUGCAACAUGGGUGUGCAUUGCAAGAUAUGAAUCAAACUAUAAUACAUCGGCUGUUGGGCAUCUAAACGGAGACGGAAGCUUGGACCAUGGACUGUUUCAGAUCAGUGAUAUUUUUUGGUGUUCACCGCCCGGUCGCGGAUGGGUGUGUGGAUUAAGCUGUGCAAAACUCGAGAAUAGCGAUAUUUCAGACGAUGUUGAAUGCAUGAAAAAAAUUUACGAUGAACAUCAACGGUUAUCAGGAGACGGUUUCAAUGCCUGGUCAGUGUAUCCAGCUUAUUGUAAACACAAUGUGGAUCAGUUUAUAGCCGGCUGUUUUGAUACGGAUACUUCGAAUGAGAUAAUCUUUCCGAUGCAUAGACCGGGCAUUAUUGCGCCGGCAUCGAUCGAAAAGCCAGCAUUCAAAAAGAAAACUUUGAGCGGUGGUGGAAAGGUAUUCAGUAAGUGUGAAUUGGCAAAAGAGCUUCGCUACAAGCACAAUUUGCCCAAAGAUCAGAUUCACACAUGGGUGUGCAUCGCGCAAACACUGUCUAGUCUGAAUACAGCAUUUGAAGCGCCAAAAAAUGCUGAUGGCAGCAGUAGUCAUGGAUUGUUUCAGAUAAAUGAUCAAUAUUGGUGUGAUGUAAAUGGCAUUGGAAAAGGAUGUAAUAUCAAUUGUGGUAGUUUAAAAGACGGUGACAUCGCUGACGAUGUUCAAUGUGUGCAAACAAUUUUCAACGAACAUCAAAAACUGUUUGGUAAUGGAUUCGGUGCUUGGGGUCCGUACGAAAAUCAUUGCAAAUACGAAACCGAAAAUUCAUUGAGCGAAUGUUUUGCCAAUGAACCAUCAACUGUGGCCAAUAUUAAACCAAAUAGUUUCUUUUUGCCGGCAAAAUCACCAGAAAUUGAACAAAAAAGUAGCAAAAUCUAUAAAAAAUGUGAAUUGGCCCGAGAACUACGAAAUGUACACAACAUCCCAUUGGAGCAACUUCAUGCAUGGGUGUGCAUUGCAAAUCAUGAAUCACGUUUUGAUACGGCCGCAAUUGGUCGUCUGAAUGGUGACGGUAGUUUAGAUCAUGGCCUAUUCCAAAUUAGUGACAUUUAUUGGUGUUCAAAUUCUGGCCAAGGUAAAGGAUGCAAUGCAGCAUGUUCAGAUUUUAGAAAUGCCGACAUAUCGGACGAUGUACGGUGUGUGAAACAAAUCUAUGACGAACAUCAACGUUUAUUUGGAGCAGGUUUUCAUGCAUGGACCGUUUAUGAACCACAUUGUCGACAUCAAACCAAUCAAUACAUUAGCGAUUGUUUUUCAGACGAAAUUCGUCGUCCAGCGCCGCCACCAAUAAAACCAACUGUUUCAAUAUUAUCAAAUUCGAUCAUCGACCAAGGUCGUGCCUAUGAAAAAUGUGAUUUGGCCAAAGAAUUACGUUGGCGCCACAAUACACCAAAAGAUCAAAUUGCCGAUUGGGUGUGCAUCGCAUUGUAUUCAUCGAAUCUAGCAACAUCGGCGAAGGGACAAAAUUCCCAUGGUCUUUUCCAAAUCAAUAAUGAAUAUUGGUGUUCAAACGAUGGUAACAGGGGCAAACAAUGCAAUUUGGAUUGUAGCACAUUAGAAGACUCCGAUAUAACCGACGAUUAUCAAUGUGCGAAACUUAUUUAUGAUACGCAUCAAAAGUUGUAUGGAUCUGGAUUUGGCGCUUGGAAUGUCUAUGAACCAUAUUGUCGCGGACGAUCGUCGGAUUUAAUUGCUGGAUGUUUUGAUGAUAUCUCAGUCGUUACCAAUUUUAAACCGUCACUGCCGAAAAGCUUUUCAUUCAAUGCAAACAAUCAAAUUACCAAUACCAAUUCAAUCGAAUCGGAUGGAAAUGGAAAAGUUUACGAACGUUGCGAAUUGGCGAGAGAGUUGCGAUAUAAAUACAAUUUACCAUUGGAACAGAUACAUACGUGGAUUUGUAUCAUACAACACGAAUCAAAUUUCGAUACAUCGGCAAUUGGACGAUCGAAUGCCGAUGGCAGUUUAGAUCAUGGACUAUUCCAGAUCAGCGACAUUUAUUGGUGCUCCAAUACGGGAGUAGGUAAAGCAUGCAGCGCAUCGUGUGCUAGUUUUCGUGACGCUAACAUUGACAAUGACGUCCAGUGUAUCAAGCGAAUUUUCGAUGAACAUGAAAGAUUAUUCGGGUCUGGCUGGAAUGCAUGGACAACGUACGAACCAUUCUGUAAACAUACAACAUCUUCAUUCGUCGAUGAUUGUUUUGCUAACAACGAACCACGCAAAAAUGACACGAAAAUAUUAUCCACUUUAUUUGUUCAACCAGUGGCUGCAUCUUUGACACCAUUGAAUCAAUUUAAGCAUUCAACAUUUGCACCAUUCACACCCGCACCGCCAACGAAAAAAAUCCAAUCGGCAACGGCACAAUUUGUAAACUAUUAUACCACAUCAACUACACAGCGUCCAUCGUUUGGAACAGUGUCACGAUUUACAACGAAAUCGCCAACGACUCCUGUAAAAUUCCCAACAUUUGCUGCAGCAUUCCCAACAUUUGGCACUCAAUCGACGACGCCAGCUUCAGUUCAAGCUCCGAUCGGAAUAAAAACCACUAAUCAACACACAAUCGCGGCACUACGUAAUAAUUUCUUUACAACAACGACACCAAAACCAUCUUUCCCAUUGAAUCAAUUGACUGGCUUUUCCAAGAAAACUAAUCAGCUCCCAACACCUGCACCGCAAACUUUGCUUAUGCCAAAAACCACAACGCAAAAAUCGUUAAUCAAAACCGUUUCUAAUUCGGCCAAGCCAACAUCCAGUAGUAAAUUUAAUUUGUUCGAUUUGUAUCUGGGUCGAUUGACGACAAAAGCACCAGAACGAUAUACUUUUCCAACACCAGCACCAAAAAAUUCGAUUACAUUUGCAAACCAUUAUGCUGUUCGUCCCACUCAAGCCACUUCUCCGAUUGCGGCACCGUCAUUUUCUGUAAAUUCCUAUCGCCUAUCGGAUACAAACAAAAUACAAUCGACGACGACGAUUAAACCGACAAGCAAACAAUUUGAAACAUUUGCCCAAUCGCAAGUAUCGAACAUCGCACAAUCUCCUCGAAUUUUUAAUUCAACACACCAAAUAUCGAAUGCAGCAAUUUCAACGACCCCGAAACCACGUGUAUGGCGUUAUUCAUUCACGGGAAUAAAACAGCAAUAAAGUCACAAUUCAAUCGCUCAUCAAUGAACAUGCAGAAAUAUAUAUAUAUAUAUAUUGAAACCGAUUACGCGAUCGGUAUUCUGUAUCUGAUCUCAUGCCGAUUUUAUAAUCGAUUUAAAAUAUUUUCUUUAAAAAAAGUGUUGAAUUUGCUGAAUGGAAUCAUUUAAUGAUUUCUCGCUCUCCUUCCAUGUAAAAUUCGAAGCAUUUUAAUGUACCGUCAUAUGUCAUGGACGAAAUAAGAAAUUGUAAAAAAAAAAUUAAGUAUUGAUCGUGCGAUAGAACGAUUUUAGUUUAUGUGUAAAUAAAUAUCGAAUUUGAAUCACAAUGUA
Contarinia nasturtii (swede midge) is the source of this 4508-nucleotide messenger RNA. RefSeq lists its product as uncharacterized. Bases 412 to 4179 code for a protein of 1255 amino acids. NCBI's taxonomy places the organism in Eukaryota, Metazoa, Arthropoda, Insecta, Diptera, Cecidomyiidae. The transcript is spliced from 3 exons. The record is from RefSeq and is a predicted model, not a curated record.